This is a messenger RNA of Gryllus bimaculatus (two-spotted cricket), 669 nucleotides long. The record is from the annotation of a GenBank genome assembly. Lineage: Eukaryota; Metazoa; Arthropoda; Insecta; Orthoptera; Gryllidae.
AUGGAUAAAGUCGAUAAAAAUCCUGCUGAAGCUGUGGUACCAGCGGACUUUGAAUGUUUGUGUGCAGAAUCUAUAGGAGUAUCCUUGGCAAUACCAGAACUCCUCAAAGGCAUUAAAGAAGCAGUGGUCUAUAUUGAAUAUUCCGCAUUUAUUAAUAGUCUGAUGCAAGAGCAGAAACUGAGUGUGCGUGAGCGCCUCAAAAUCAUGGAGAGGGCGGCAGUGGGAUGGCGCCACCGUCGCGGGCCGCGUGGUCGCCGCGUCGUCGCAGUCGCAGGCAAGCGGCCCAAGGCGGCGACGACGUCCUCGUGGACCGAACAGCGCGUGCACCGGCGCCGCGCCACGGCUCAACGCCCUGGCUCGGGAGGGCAAUGGAAGAAUAUAAAUUUUGAAGAAAAUCCUAUGACGGGUUUAGUCGUCGCAGAAGUUUUGCUGUCAAUACAUUUAAAUAUCAAGGACUCACCCUCGCGCCGUGGUGUUUCUGCAAUUAGCGCAGCGUCGCGACUCAACGGGCGGGUUGUCCCCGAGGGGGCAGGCCGCCGUGUCGUGCGCAGCGCCGCACUUCCCACAGCGCGGGUGGCGUGCGCAGUGCCGCUGCACAUGACCGAAGUCAAGGCAAUUGCGGCACUGCACGGGUCCUCUCGGCGGCCGAUACCGCUCCGAGAUCCGUAG